This is a messenger RNA of Scaptodrosophila lebanonensis, 19457 nucleotides long. It is a transcript of the gene kis, whose product is annotated as mucin-19. Gene Ontology annotation, molecular function: histone binding; ATP hydrolysis activity; DNA binding. Bases 778 to 17811 code for a protein of 5677 amino acids. The record is from RefSeq and is a predicted model, not a curated record. Gene Ontology annotation, cellular component: nucleus; chromatin. Gene Ontology annotation, biological process: chromatin remodeling; regulation of gene expression. The transcript has 17 exons. NCBI's taxonomy places the organism in Eukaryota, Metazoa, Arthropoda, Insecta, Diptera, Drosophilidae.
CAGUAGCAGCGUAGCAGUAAAGCAUAUCCGCAAGAGCGACAUAUCCGCAAAAGUGCUGCUAGAAUUUUGUUUGAAACGCUGUGAGUGUAUAAACCACUGCGAAUAUGUCAAUAUGUCGAUAACUACCACUACUAGGACAACAAGAAAAACAACAACAUUAAAUAUAUCAAUAGGAAAUACUACAACAAACAUAUAAAUGAGUGCAGACAAAAACACAAAGACGGUCAACUCUAUUAAAAGUUAUUAGUUGAAAUUUAAAAUCCAAGUCAAAGCAAAGCGAUUGACAUAUUAAGCAAACGGGGAGAAGCAGUCGCAGAAAGCAGCAACAAGGGAGGACGGAAGGAAGCCUUCAACUUGUCAGAUUGAGUGUCAUUGUCGCCACUGACUGUUUCGUGUUGUCCAGCACUGUGCGAGACCCUGUACGGGGGGUUUUAAAUGAGUCCACGCCGCGCACAACCUGCGCGACAUUCGACGUGAGCGUCGGCGGCGUAUGGUGUGCUGUUGUGGCCGCCAAAAGCCAGCAGCCAACAACCAAAGGGCCGACCGAACGCCGACAGACCGAAAGACAAACAGGAACGAUACGACGGAUCAAAGAGAGAAACACCCCCAAAAAACAGCGGUUGUAGCAGCUUUGACAACGGACACGCAAACCGAGCAGUGGCAGCAACAGCAGCAGAAGAGCAUCAGCAUCAAAAUUAAGCCAACAGACCUCCAUCCAGAAGCGGCGGGUAACGACGCGAAACGGACAUUUCUGUGUGCGCUGCGUUCGAAAAUCUGAUGGAUGGAAAUGCACAAAAUAUGUUUCACGGAAAUCAUCAAGGCGACCCCUAUUACCGCUAUGACGCGGCCGCCGCCGCAGCAGCUGCCGCCGCGGCCAAUCCGCGUGCGAUGGGUCCACCCGGUGGCUAUCCGACACGGCAUCGGGCGCCACAUCCGCUACAACAGCAACCACAAUACCCAUCGUACCAGCCAACGGCGGAGAACCUGUACGGGCUGGGGGCCACCGAUCAGCAUGCGGGCAUGGGUAUGGGCGAUCUAAGUGGCUGGGGUGCCGCACCUACCGUGCCCGGCCAGGCAGGCGCUUAUCCGGGCGCUGGCCUUGGCGCCUAUGGUCAUCCACAGGCUGCACCACCCACGCAGCAACGCCAGAGCCAAGCAAAUGCCUAUCGCCAGCACAUGCCCGCCUAUGGACAACAGGAGCAGCAAAAGUUGCCCUAUGGCGCGCAACAAAGCAUGAUGGGCAGCUUAUUGCAGCAGCCGGGUGCCAGUGUAGGAGUAGGUGUCGGCGUCGGUGCUGGUGGUUAUGGCAGUUUGGCACCACAACAGCAGCAGCCGCCAACGCCGCAACAACAACAACAGCAGCAGCAGAGUCAGCAGCAGGCUCGUCUGCCGCAGCAUUAUCCACAAGCGCCCGGUCAACAUCCUCUUUAUCCGGGUGCACCAACGCAAGCGGGUCAACCAGGCGGUCCUGGCGCACCCCAACCCUAUGCGCACAGUCCGUAUGGCAGUCCCAUGCAGCAUCAGCCCGGCCGAGGCGCGCCACAACAUGUGGGCUACGCCAGUCAUGCCGGUCUGGACCAAGCGUCCCCGUAUGGGCAACUCGUCCCCAGUGCAGCACCACCAACACAUCAUCUAACUGCGCAGCAGCAGCAGGCUGCGCAGCUUGGAGCUCACCCUGGUGCGCAUAUGCCCCAGCAGCAGCAACAACAGCAGCAGCAGCAGUUGCAAAGUCAGCAGCAGCAGCAACAACAACAGCAACAAGCGCAGCAGCAACAGCAGCAACAACCCAAUCAUGUCAGCCUCAUGCAGGCAGCAGCCAGUCACCAGCAGCAGCAACUGCCGGGUGCUGGUCUGCCACCUCCACACAUGGGUAUGCCGCCAAGCUAUAGCUCACAUCAUCAGCAACAACAGCAGCAGCAGGCACAACAGCAACAGCAGCAGGCUCAGCAGCAACAGAGCGCACCGCCGUACAUGUCCAGCAGCAAACAUCAGGCAGCCGCUCAGCUUAAUUCAUCGCCGCAAUAUCGCGCGCCAUUUCCACAACUCUCGCCUCAGAUGUCGCCGCGACCGCCCACAAUGUCGCCACAUCCACAAAUGUCGCCACGCCCUGGUGUAUCCCCGGCCAAACCACCGCAAACGGCACAGCAGGCCCAACAACAGCAGGUCAACACACCCAGCCAGCAUAGCAUUCAAGGCAUGGUCGGUUUACCAUCACCACGCCCACAGCCCCCUACUGCGGUGAGUGCGGCAAGCUCCAAGGGCGGAGGCGCAAGUGUACCGCCUGUUAAUACAUUGCAAGCUCUAGAACAAAUGGUCAUGCCAACACAAGGAGUUAUGGCAGGUCCUGGCGGUGUGCCCAUGGACUAUCCUUCGCCAUAUCGUAGCGCGAGCCAAGCGCAUGCAGCCGCCAUGGGUCCACGAAUGCCAGCCUCUCCACAGCAUCAUCAGCAAUGGGGCGCACCACACAUGGGCAUGCAGCAACAGACACAGGCUCAGCAGCCGCCACCACAACAGAACCCUAGUGGAAUGGGUCUGAGUGCAUCGCAACAGUUGCAGCACCAACAGCAUCAGGCCCAGCUAAGCAUGUAUGGUCAGACUCAGAGCAUGAGCCACCAGCAACAGCAGCAACAACCACCGCCGCAGCAACAACAGCAGCAGGCACAGCCACCACAGCAACAGCAGGCGGCGCAGCAGGUCCCCGGCACUCCAGCGCAGCCGACGCCACCUGUGCAACACCAACAGCAACAACAGCAGCAGCAACAACAACAACAGCAGCAGCAGCAACUCAACGAGCAAUUGCAGCAUUCCAUCAAUGAUAUUGUUGGCGGUGGUAAUCAGCAGCAACAGCAACAGUCUCAAUUGACCACCAUGUCGCCACUGCAUCAGCAAAGCCUGCCCAGCAUGCAUCAUCUGACGUCGCAUCAUCAGCAGCAGCAGCUGACUGGCGAAACUACAGCUCUGCUGACUCGCCAAACGCCAGCUAUUGAAACCUCCACCUCGCAACAACAACCACCUCCAUCCCAACAGCAGCAGCAACAGCCGCCUCAACAUCACUCACCACUUCAUCAGCUGCAGCAUCAAUCGCCCAUACAUCAACAACAGUCGCCGCAUCAUCAUAUGCAGCAGCAACAGCAAUCUUAUGGCCAGGCGGCGCAACAGGCGCCUCCUUCGCAACCACAACAGCAACAGUUUGAUCCAUUUGCGAAUAUAUUGGCAGAUACACAGUCACACCAGGCUGCAGCACAGCCUCAGACCAUGUCGCCGGCUCAUGUCAGUUCUCCGAUACCACAAAUACAGCAACAGCAGCAGGCGCAACAGCAACAGAGUCAGCCUAACCCACCCACACCAUCGACACCCUCGCAUCAUUUAAGCAGCAUACUCAACGAGACUGCCAACUCUAAUGAUUCAUCCACACUGGCUGUGGCCGCCAAUGAUAGCAACAAUAGCAGCAGCAACAGCUCCACCAAUAGCAUUGUAAAUAAUCAGCCAACAUCAGUGCAUGACAGCAACUCGCAGAGUUCUAUAAAUAGUAACAAUCAGCAGCCAUUACUCUCAGGCAUGGACAAUGCCGCAAUGAUGAAUAGUAACUCGAACUCGGCUACAAAUGUUGGUGGAGUCCCUAGUGGCGGUGGUGGCUUACUAGAUAGUGCCGGUGCGAGCCUCUUUGACAACAACUCCAUGUCAUCAACGAGCGCAGCUGUAGCGGCUGCUUCAAAUGCCGCUUCCGCCGCGGCGGCUCUGCUGGACAGCAAUUCGCAGUCAUCUACCUUUAAUGAGCGCAGCACAGUAGCUGGAGACUUUGAAAAGGUAGGAAGCGAAGCUGAUGCACCAGCUACAAUGGCCGCGACAGCCGAGCUUAGUCUUGCUCAGGACGACUCUAGCGUGUCCAAAAACCAGGAGCCGCUCGCAGAGGUGCCCAUGCAGGAAGACAGCGAAACAACAAAGCAGACGGAAGAGCCAGCAAAUACUGAACAGACCCAAUUGCUGCCUCAAACUGCCAGCGAAUUGGCCGGUGAAGAGACUAAGUCAGCCGAAGAAAUGACACUCGGCGGUCAUAUUAGCGGCAUUAAUGAUGAGAAGUCACAACCUGCAACGACGGAGUCCAAUAUAACGCCACUUGUUGGUCCAGGUACACAGCCGCCAGUGCCAAUACAGCAGCCGACCAUUGGCUUGCCACCACAUCAUACCAUACCACCAAACCCCAUAACAGGGUAUGACCCACAACAGCAGCAGCACAUACCACCCAUGUUGCCUCCGUAUCCGGGCGGCGGAAUGUAUCCACCAUACCCCAUGCUACACCAGCAAGAGAUUGCGGCACUGCAGCAGCAACUACAGGAACUCUAUUGCAUGCCACCCGGACAUGAUCAUCAGGAAAAGAUAUUACGAUUACAGGAUCGUUUGAAUUUGCUGCAACAGCAUGAGGUUAACGAUCAGUGCGCGGGCGGCCCACAAUGUCUGAUGUUCCAGACUAUGCCACCCAUGUAUGGCAGCAGUGCGAUCCAUAACCAAAUGGUGGAAAGUCCGCAGGUCUCAAGCACCACAGGACGUGGACGUGGUAAGGGUACAAACAAACCACGCAAACCGCGCGCCAAAAAAGGCGAGAAAGCUCUGCAGCAGGCGUCGGGCGAUCUAAUGGAUAUUAGUAGCAACAUAGUAGCAGCUAGUGCAUCUAUUCCCACAACCCAGCUGCCAGUUUCCGAAGACUGCGUUACGCAGGGAGCUGGCGACACAAGUGUCGUCGGUAUGCUGGAGUACAGUGAGGGAAUGGGCGACUUGUCACAAGAUGUGCACUCGGCUAAUGAGCUGGAUACUUCAACAGAUGGAACUGGCAAGAAGAAAAAGCCUCGCAAGCCACGCACGCCAAAGGAUCCAAACAAGCCGCCACGUGAACGAACGCCGAAAGUCAAGAAAGUUCGUGAUCCCAAUGAUCCGAACUCUACCGACUCACCGAGUACUGGACGCAAGCGUACCGGAACUGCUAAACGACGCAAACAGUAUGGAGAAGAUGAUGCGGAGAAGACGGGCGAGGGCAGCGAGGUCGAAGACAACAAGCCGCUGGUACCAAAGACCGCUGGAGCUGAUGGUGAAGCUGAGACCACAUCGGGCGGUGUUGAUGGUGAAUCUCCAGACUAUGAUGACAUACCAGUUUCAAAAAUACCACGUGGAACCAACGAUGAGGACAAAGAUGCUGAGGCCGGGGACGAAACCGUUGACUCAGUGCCUGAUUCUGCAGGCGAUGCAGCCACAACUCCCAGUCGGCGGGAUAGAAAACGUUCUGGUGGUGGUCGUAGUCGUCGCAGUGCAACCUCUGAGGAUGGCGGUAGUGCACGUCGUCGUGGUGCACUCUCGGCGAAGGCACUCAAGAAACGUCGGAAUCGUGGACGCAUUGUACCAGAGUCAGACGGUGAAGACGAUACAAUGGAUCGUACUCCACCACCUUCACCGCCACCAGAUUCGGAAUUGGACUCAAACAAGCGACGUUCUUCGCGAAAUACUCAGCGCAAGAAAUAUAUCGAUGAUGUUAUGCUGCGCUUCUCCGAUGAUGAAAAUUCACUCCUAGUUGCUUCGCCUGUCAAGAAGGAGAAAAAGUCUUCAGCUAAUGCGGCUGUCGCAGCAUCUAAUGCUGGCAGCGAUGUAGAGAAAGCAGAGCCACAGUCCGGUGCCGAGGGUGAGGCUGGCAGCUCGGCUGGCGAAGAUAAGGCACCUGUGGUCACUGACGAAACUACUCAGAUCGAAGCUAGUUCCAGCACCUCGACAGAAAAAGCGGAGCGACAGAGCUCAACAGAAGUCGCUGUUGCUGCCAUGUCCUCUAAGCCCAACUACGUUUACAUUAACACUGGCGACGAGGAUAGCAUGGUGGUACAAUUUGUACUCGCAAUGCGCAUGGGCAAGCGAGAGUUAAUACCGGAGCCACCACCGGCACCCAAGGCUAAAACUCCUGAACCCAAAGCUGAUGAGGCGGAAGAUGAGAAAAAGGAUGAGACUGUGGAAAAAGCUGAUGAUGAAAUUAAAGAAGCAAGCGAAGUGGACGAAGCUGAGAAGAUUGAAAGUACUAAGGAAGAGAGUGAAAAUGAUGUAAAACCAGAGGUCGAAGCCAAAAUGGAAGUCGAUGAAAACGAAGCGGAGAAGUCUGCAGAAUCAACGGCUGAUAAAUCUGAAAGUGAGGACCCAGUCAAAGACAAAGAACCAGAAGUAGAAGAAGAAAAAAUGGAUGUUGAUACUGAAGAAAAACCAGAUGAUAAAACGGAAGAAACCAAAAUUGACGAUGUUGCAGAAAAGUUGUCCGAGGAAAUCGCUGAUAAAGCCUCGCCAGAUGAAGUGAAAUCUGAGCACGGCGACGAGGAUGAAAAGACUCCUGAAGUUAAGUCGGAAAAUGAAUCAUCUGUAGCAGCUGAUGAUACCAAAAUGGAUGUAGACGCUGAACCUGUCAAAUCUCCGAAGGCAGACGAAGAACCUGCAGUCGAAGGUGAAAAGGAAAAGUCGUCUGAGGAAGGCGAGGGUGAAGGCACAGAGAACGAUGCUAAACCAGAAAUCAAAGAAGAUGGUGAAGGAGAUGAAAAGAGUGAGUCUGAUAAAACAGAAACAGCCACGACAGAUACCACAAACAAACCGGAACCUGUUUUCAUUGACGUAGAGGAGUACUUUGUAAAGUACCGGAACUUCAGUUACCUCCAUUGCGAGUGGCGCACCGAGGAGGAGUUGCUGAAAGGCGACCGUCGCGUUGCAGCCAAAAUUAGACGAUUCCAGCAAAAGCAGUCGCAGCAGAUAAACAUCUUUGAAAAUAUCGAGGAGGAACCUUUUAAUCCAGAUUUUGUGGAAGUGGAUCGUGUCCUAGACAUGUCUGUGCACACAGACGAGAACAGUGGCGAGACCACAAAGCAUUAUCUAGUUAAGUGGAAGUCACUACCCUACGAAGACUGCACCUGGGAGUUGGAAGAGGACGUAGAUGACGAUAAGAUCGAGCAGUAUUUGCGUUUCAAUAAAGUACCUCUGCGUUGUGAAUGGAAGAGUCGCAAACGUCCACAUCCCGAACAAUGGAAAAAGCUUGAGAAAACGCCCAUAUAUAAGGGCGGCAAUAGCUUACGCCCCUACCAACUGGAGGGACUCAACUGGCUUAAAUUCUCGUGGUACAAUUCGCACAACUGCAUCUUAGCCGACGAAAUGGGUCUGGGUAAGACCAUUCAGAGUCUCACAUUUGUGCAUUCAGUGUAUGAAUAUGGCAUACGUGGACCAUUCUUGGUAAUUGCACCGCUCUCGACAAUACCAAAUUGGCAACGCGAGUUCGAGGGCUGGACAGAUAUGAACGUUGUGGUCUAUCAUGGCUCAGUUACCAGUAAGCAAAUGAUCCAAGACUAUGAGUUUUAUUACAAGGCCGACAGUGGAAAAGUACUAAAGGAGCCUAUAAAGUUUAACGUCCUUAUCACCACAUUUGAAAUGAUUGUCACUGAUUACAUGGACUUAAAAGCAUUCAACUGGCGCCUAUGCGUCAUUGACGAAGCACAUCGCCUGAAGAAUCGCAACUGCAAGCUCCUUGAGGGUCUACGUCAACUAAAUCUGGAGCAUCGUGUCUUGCUUUCUGGCACCCCCUUACAGAAUAACAUAAGUGAACUGUUCUCGCUGCUCAACUUCCUUGAGCCGAGUCAGUUCUCAUCACAGGAAGAAUUCAUGUCCGAGUUCGGAAACCUGCGUAACGAAGAAGAAGUCAACAAACUACAGGCUUUACUGAAGCCAAUGAUGUUGCGUCGUCUAAAGGAUGACGUGGAAAAGUCUCUGGCACCGAAGGAAGAGACCAUCAUUGAGGUGGAGUUAACCAAUAUACAAAAGAAAUACUAUCGCGGCAUAUUGGAGCAGAAUUUCAGUUUCCUCAAAAAGGGUACAACCUCCGCAAAUAUACCAAAUCUGAUGAACACUAUGAUGGAGUUGCGCAAAUGUUGCAUUCAUCCCUAUCUACUAAAUGGUGCCGAAGAACAAAUACAAUACGACUUUAAAUCCCAGCACGGCGAGGAUCCUGAGUCAUAUUACAAAAACCUUAUUCUGUCGGCCGGCAAAAUGGUUCUGAUUGACAAACUGCUGCCUAAAUUAAAGGCUAAUGGGCAUCGCGUGCUCAUUUUCAGUCAGAUGGUUCGCUGUCUGGAUAUACUGGAAGAUUACCUGGUCUAUCGAAAAUAUCCUUUCGAACGCAUCGAUGGUCGCAUUCGAGGCAACUUACGUCAAGAGGCGAUUGAUCGCUAUUCAAAACCAGGCUCUGAUCGCUUUGUGUUCUUGUUGUGUACUAAAGCUGGUGGCCUAGGUAUUAAUCUGACUGCCGCUGAUACCGUAAUCAUUUAUGACUCUGACUGGAAUCCCCAGAACGACUUGCAAGCACAGGCACGUUGCCAUCGCAUUGGCCAACGUAAAAUGGUGAAGAUCUAUCGUCUUUUGUGUCGAAACACAUAUGAACGCGAAAUGUUCGAUAAGGCCUCCAUGAAGCUAGGUCUUGACAAGGCCGUGCUGCAAUCGAUGAACACACAUGCGUCGAAGGACGGCAGUAACAAGCAAUUGUCAAAGAAAGAAAUUGAGGAUCUCCUUAAGAAGGGUGCAUACGGUGCCGUUAUGGACGAUGAUAAUGCAGGCGACAAGUUCUGUGAAGAAGACAUUGACUCGAUCUUAAAACGUCGCACUCAGGUUAUAACCAUGGAGUCGGAGAAAGGAUCGACAUUCUCGAAAGCAUCUUUCGCUGCCUCUGGCAACCGCUCCGAUAUUACAAUUGAUGAUCCCGAUUUUUGGACUAAGUGGGCCAAACGAGCCGAUAUUGAUCCUGAUGCGUGCGAGCGUGACGAAACCGAGGACCUUGUUCUUUCAGAGCCGCGUCGUCGCACACAAAUCAAACGAUAUGGUCAUGAAGAUGUUAUGGAAAUCAAUUCAGAGGAAUCUUCAAACGAAAAUAGUGACGAGGAAGGUGGCAUUGGUCUACGCUCACGUCGACGAAAGGAGAAGCGCGAUCGUGGUCGCGAAAAGAAGGCAAACGAUGAGUAUAUACCGCGCGAGCGUGACGCUCUAGCAGCAUUGGGACUCGAGGAAAUCCAAUAUGGCAACUGGGCCAAGUCCGAGUGCUUUAAGGUGGAGAAAGGACUACUAUCGUUCGGCUGGGGUCGUUGGACAGAACUGCUCGAGUUGGGACAAUUUAAGCGCGGCUGGCGCGAUAUCGACGUUGAGGACUGUGCACGCAUCAUUCUGCUGUACUGCCUGCAGGUAUACAAGGGUGACGAGAAGAUUAAGACCUUCAUUUGGGACUUGAUAACGCCCACCGAGGAUGGCGAGGUGCAGAAGAUCAGCAGGGAUCAUAGUGGCCUACACAAUUUGGUGCCACGAGGACGAAAUGGUGGCAAGGCACAAAAGGAUUCGGCGGGCAAUACAACUCCAGCGCCUGGAACCGCGUCGGGCAGUAAUAGCGGCAAUACGACCCCCGCCCAUAAGCCGAGUGCCCUGGAGGGCAGUAGCAGCAACAACAGUGAAAAGGAUGUGGCCGGAGUGAGCAACAGCAGUAAUGCGAUUAGUGCCAGUGCUGUGGCAGCUGCCGUCAGCAAUCCCAUCAUGACCAUACACGAUCCAAAUCAUUGGAGUAAGAAGGAGAAGUACGAUGCGGACGCAUAUUUGGAGGGCGCUUACAAGAAGCAUUUAAGCAGACACGCGAAUAAGGUGCUGUUGCGCGUGCGCAUGCUCUACUAUAUUCAGCACGAGGUUAUCGGCGAUUUAGUGCAGCAGAUUAAGGAUAAUACGCCCAUCAGCGAGCUCCCCAUUCGCCCGCCGCCAACGCCCGAUCAAGUGCCAUCGUCAUGGUGGAAUCCCAUUUGUUGUGAUAAGAGUCUGUUGGUUGGAACCUACAAGCAUGGCUGUGAAAUGUACCGUCAAAUGCGCGCCGAUCCAAACUUAUGUUUUGUAACUCAUGUGGGCGCCGGUGCCGGUGAUGAUUUGGCCGUCACGAAUUUGCCGAUAAACGAAGACGAUGCAAAUUCCAAGCACGAUGACGGCGAUGAAGUCGAUGAUGAUGGCACCGCCACCAAAGACUCGGAUUCCACCAAGCUAACGGCCGGCGACAACAAGGACUCGCUUGAUCCGGAGCGUCCCAGUUCGUCGGGUAAGAGCGAAAGUAACAGCGAACCGAACGCCAAAGCGGUCGAGGAUAAUGCUGCGGUUGCGGGCAAUGGCAGCGCUCUCGAUGCGGGCGCUAAAGUGGCAGCCAGUGCGGACGCGGUCACAGAAUCGGCAGAUACUAAAGAAAAUGCAAAAUCAAAAAGCGCCGAGCCUGCUGCAGUGGAUGCCAAUGGCACUGCGGAGCCUGCCACCGAUGUCGAUAUGGCAGACUCCAGCUCAAUGGAUGCGGAUGCAUCCGCUGCAGCGGCUAAGCCGACAUUGGCAUUGGAUUCGGAAACGGAAACAGGCAACGCGACCGCCAACAAGACGGGCGAAAAUGCCACAGAAGUCCCUGCUGAGGCUGCCGCAAGCGCCGCCGACGUCGACGGUCCUGCCAUUGCCCAGAUCCCAGACGCGCAAGCGGGCUCUGAAUCAUGCACUAACGCUACCACCACAAACAUCACCACCACCAAUACCACUACUACUACUAUUACCACCAUUACCACCAAUUCUACUUCAACCCCAUCAUCCACCACCACCACAACAACAACAACAACUGCAGCAGCCACUGGUGGCAGCGAGGCAGGUCAAAACUGCAGCGAAAAUGCUAACUCCAACUCAAAUUUAGGCUUGGACGAGGAGGAAAGCGUUGCCGGCAGUUAUCCGCCGACACUGGCGGCCGUCGAGGAUGCCACAAUGUGGCCAUCAAUGCAAGAUCUAAACACACGAUUGCGUCGCGUUAUAACCGCCUAUCAGCGCAAUUAUAAGAAGGAAGAGCUCAAACAGCAGCAGAAAGCCAAGCUACAGGCAUUGGUAUCGUCGACACCACCGCUAUCGGUGCCAACGACCCCAACGCUUCAGUCCAUGCAAAUGCAGAUGCAGAAUGCAACUGCAUCCGGCCCAGGCGGCGCCGCAACCGUUGGUCCCACAACCUCCAGUCAGCUACAGCAACAACUCGACUCGAGCAAUCGCAACCUCCAGGCACUGAUGCAUUCCCAGGGCCCAUCCACCUCGGCGGCAGCUGCAGCGGCGGCCGCUGCUGCCGGCGGUAGUGCAUCACAGCAGCAGCCGCACAGCAUCGUGCCACAUCAGCAGCAGCAACAGUCCGCCGUUGCUGCGGCAGCGAGCGGUGGAUCGGUGCCACCCAUGCCCACCGCCGCCGACAUCAGCCUUAUGCUGAGCAUCCUCAACACCACCGAUGUCAGCCAAUUGGCCAAUUUGGAUAUCAACAAACUGGCCAUGUAUUUGGUUAGUAUGAACAAUAAAAUGGAACGCCAAGGUAAAAUGGAGCUGGCGGCCAAGGAGCGAGAGGCACAGCGUUUGCAAUUGAUACCUAAGAAAUGGAAUCGUCGCGAAGAGUACGAAUUUCUGCGCGUUCUAACAGGUUAUGGCGUUGAUCUGCAACUGCCAACAGCCAUGGGGACUACUCUUUCACCUGAUUGGACCAAAUUCAAGCAAAUGGCGCAUCUAGAGCGCAAAAGCGAUGAAACACUUAGUGAUUAUUACAAGGUUUUCAUAGCCAUGUGCAAGCGACAGUCUGGUAUCAAAUUGGCUGAAAAUGAGCGUGGUCUAGAGGGCAUUAUUGAGGACAUUGGUGAGGAACAUGCCAAGCUUAUAUUAGAUCGUCUAGAGCUGCUCUCCAAAUUGCGCGAAGUGGCUCGUAAUCCUCAGCUAGAAGAGCGUCUAAAAUUGUGCACCAUGAAUGCAGACACGCCUGAUUGGUGGGAACCUGGACGCCACGAUAAAGAACUCAUUGCAGCAGUGCUUAAGCAUGGUCUCUAUCGGUCCGAAACAUUCAUUUUCAACGAUCCCAACUUCAGUUUUGCCGAGUCCGAGAAGCGCUUCAUUCGCGAACUGGAGGCGCAAAUACAGCGUACUAUUAAGCUGGAAGCUUUCAAUGCCGAGAAGGCUGAAAAGCUGGCAGCAGAAAAGGAGGCGGUUAAAAAUGAGGUGAUAGAUCUGGAUGAUGAGCUCUUGACCAAGGAGAGUGUUAUCAAGAAGGAGGAUCCAGUCAAAGACGAAGUCGUAGCAGAGCCAAAUGAAGAAAAGGAAACGGAAAAGAAAGCGGAUGAAGAGGUGGCCAAGCCUGAUACCGCAGAUGAUCCUAAACCUGAAGCGGAAGCUAGCACAGAGAAGGAUGAAAUUGUUGAGGCUGAUAAAGAAUCGACCGAUGCAGGUGAUGCUAAUAAAGAAGAAGCCGCCGAGGUUGUAGAAAAUGAUCCCAAGACUAGCGUGGAAAAAAUGGAUUUGGAUGAAACAGUCGAAGAAAACGACAAAGACAAGGUGACUGAAGCAAACAAAGCUGAGCCGGAGGAGACUGAAAAAGCCCAAGACGAUAAAUCAAGCAUGGAGGACAAUAAGGAGGAGAACAAAGAGGAACCUGAGAAAAUAAAGUCAGCGAGUGAAACUGCUGACAAGGACCAGCCAGCAGAAGAACCCAAAACAGAAGAAAAAGAAGAAGAAACUCCCACUGAACAGAAGAAGGAGACCGAUGAAGUAACUGCAGAGAGCGCUGCCGAUCCUGAAGCUGUCAAAGAAAGCACCAAAACAAAUACUGCGGAAGUGGAAAGCACCGAAAAGCCAACCGAAGCGAGUAAAAAGUCUGAAAAACCAACGGAUCAGGAAAUACUAGAUCUGGUCGCUGCACCUACAGAUCCCGACGACGAUGAGGUAAUGAAGGAGAAGGAAAAAGCCGUGGAGGAGGAAUGCAAGAAGCAGGCUGCUGAACUAAAGGCACGUUUCCCCGAUCUUGAAGUCAUACAACCCGGCGCUGUCAAACAGCAAAAGCUUGAGAAGCCCAAGCUAGAGAUGUGCAUGAUUCGCUGGUUCAAGGACUUUGCCCUCGAACGUCGUAUUGCGCACAUUGUGACAUGUGUUGAGACCAACAAGUGGCCAGUCGAUAAGCAGUAUACAGCCUUUGCAGGCUGCAAGGGCACCGACUUAAACAUUGCAUUGCAUGAGUCCAUUCCUCAUUUGAACACCAUCGAGCGCCGCUCACAAACACCCGAUGUGAUUACUAUAACCACCGAUCAGGGUGUGACCAAGCAUUUGCAGGCCUCGCAAAUGCAGCAGGUAGCCAACACUGUGCCAUCCGCUCCUACGGUUCCAGGCACCGGCAUCGCCUCUAGUAUGGCAACCGCCGUCCUGCCACCGAAACCAUCGGUGGCAACAUCCGCAACGUUGCCGAGCAGCGGCAUUCCCGGUCUGGAUGCCAAUAGCAUCAAUGCAGCAGUAGCUGCUGCUGUUGCCGCUGCUGCAGCUGGUGGCAAUGCCACUUCGCUGUCAUCCCUUCUUCCCGGCAUGUCGCUGACGACGGCUACGGCAGCUCUGAGUGCUGCAGCAGCUCCGUCUAACACUUCGGCUGGUGGCGUCAAUGUACCUACUGCUGGAUCAAACGCGGGCAAGAAACGAAAGCGCCACAUUGCUAUUGAUGUGGAAACGGAACGUGCCAAGCUCCAUGCACUCCUCAACAGCUCGCAAUCAAUGGGACCAAAGGACUGGGAGAAUGAAAUUGCCAAUAUGGAGGCGCUCACCUCUGUGGGAGCUGGAUCCAGGCGUGGCGGUUCUUCAGCUGCUUCAGCAGCUUCGGCUGCGUUAAGUGGUUUACAGCCACCGCCUGCGCAUCAGCACCCCUCGCUGUCACGUCAAUCAUCUGGGCAAUUUAACAAGCCAGCUGUGCCACCGCUUAAAACACCUCCACCUUCAAUGGGUGCACCCAUGGACUUGUCUUCCAGCAGUCUACCCAAGAUGAACAUGACGGAUAUGCUAAAGUCUGCGUCCAGUGCUGGCGCCAUUGAUUUGAGUGAAGUGCAAGAUUUCUCAAUGCCUUCAAAGAAAUCUUCAGCCUCCAGCGUGCAUGCCGCGUUAAGUUCAGCCUUUCCUUCGAUGGGUGGCAAGAGCAAGCUCGAUGAUACUCUCAAUAAGCUCAUGAAGAAGAACAAUUGCACAAUUGAAGAGCCCGUCAUUGGCAAGGAGAAGAAGCGGAAGAAGCUAGAUGAAAUAGUCUUGGGUCUCUCCGCUGCCAAGGAGCAAAAGACCUUUCCCGAUCCAUCGCUGCCUUCAUCGAAGAAGCCCCAAAUACCGCCCAGCGUUUCGGUUACGCCUGCGAAUCUUCAAUCGUCGCUAUCCAGCCAACAACAACAGAACCAAAAGCCGUUCACUAUCACUGUUACGACAGUGCCCGGAAAAUCUAAAAAUUCAUCAAACACGCCCAGCGCCAGUUCCUCGAGCAGCGGGCUCUCGGCCUUACAAAACAUGACCAUGGGCGGUCUGUCUUCCAAGGACAGUCUCAAUGCACUGCUCGCACAAACUAUGGCCACCGAUCCUCAGACGUUCCUUAAGCAACAGCAAAAGAUGAUGCAGUUCCUGCCCCCAGCUCAGCGCAAAGCCUACGAAAAUAUGCUAGCCGAAAUGGAGCAGGCUAUGAAGCUGAGCUCCAAGUACAAUUCACCACAUGAUGUUAAGGUCAACAAGUGGCUGUCGGACAUGACAAGCCCACUGGGUGAUCAGCUCAGCAUUGACUAUGUCGGCGGUGGAGGUGGUGGCGCUAAUUCCAGCACCAGCAGCGCAAGCAAUCGACGCUCCAACCGCCAGCAAGGUGGCUCCAAUUCUCAACAAUCCAGUGCGGCACAAAUGCAAAAGGCUGCUGCACAAUCACACGCUCAACAACAACAACAGCAACAGCAGCAACAACAACAGCAGCAACAGUCCAUGGCUGGACCGCAGGGUCUGACCGGUGAGGAACCCGUUCCUGUUAUCAACAAACAGACGGGUAAACGUUUGGGAGGAAAUAAGGCGCCGCAAUUGAAGCGACUCAUGCAAUGGCUGACGGAGAAUCCUAAUUAUGAAGUGGAUCCCAAAUGGCUAGAACAAAUGCAGAACCCUAUGUCAGCACCAUCGCCGAAACCGAUGGAUACAAGUUAUGGGUCCGCAGCGAGUAAAUCCCAUGGCGGCCGCCCCUCGUCCACAUCGAGCAAUGCCUCGUCCAGCAGCCAUUCGCAGCAGCAGACAGCCGCGCAGUCUCCAGCGUCCAAUUCGGGCUCCUCAAAGAAGUCCUCACGGCAAUCGGCUGCCUUGGAUCAAGCGGCGCUGCAGUUCGGAUCGUUAGCUGGACUCAAUCCGAGUCUCCUGGCCAAUCUACCUGGCCUGGGUGCUUUCGAUCCGAAAAAUCCGCUCGCCGCUUUUGAUCCGAAAAAUCCGCUGCUGUCCAUGCCGUUCGGCGGCAUGCCCGGCAUGGGCAACAUACCCGGCUUGGGCAAUCUGAACAACAUGAAUCUGUUCGCCAGCUUGGCAGGCAUGGGUGGUCUGGGCAAUUUGGCUGGCAUGGACGCACAGUCGCUUGCUGCUCUAAUGGCUGCUGCGGGCCCCACGUUGGGCGGCCUAACGGGCACAGGAGCAGGCAACAGUUCCGGCAAGAAUCAAUCGCAAUCGGGCAGCGGUUCCUCAUCGAGCAAGAAGAGUAAACAGAGCGAAGCGGCCCAAUUGGCAGCAGCAGCAGCUGCUGCUGCAGCCGUUAAUAGCGGUAAUAGCGGCAGUGGAGGCAACGCAUCUGGCUCUGGCAAUAAGAAUGCAGCCGCCUCUGCAUCCCAGCUUGCUGCUGGUUUUCCAUUCCUGUUCCCCAAUCCAUCGCUGUUGUAUCCACCGAUGGGCCUGGGCGGUCUCAAUCCCUAUUCAUUGGGCUCUACCGGACUGGGCUCCGCCUACGAUCAAUUGGCGCAGCAAUAUAAUCUGUUAAAUGGCGCUGCGACCUCAUCAGCAGCAAAUACACCAUCCACGCAAUCCAAGUCGCAUCAGUCGCAGUCGAGCAAGUCAAGUAAUUCACGAUCCUCGGCCAGCGCCGCUGCUGCCGCGUCCGCCAAUUCGGCGGCUAAUCUCAUGAAUGCCAUGGCCAGCAUGAGUGGUGCCCAGAGUAUAGCCAGCACCGUGACCACACCGUCCUCCAGUUCCAGUCGCAGUCGUCAGUCAAGUUCCAGGAACACGCCUGCGGCCCCCUCCGCCGCGGACAUGGCUCAGCUAUCCAGUCUGUUAAUGCCCGGUGCUGAUCCGCAUCUGCUUGAAUCGCUGAGUCGCAUGUCUAGCAUGGAUCUAGCGCAGGCAACACGUCUCAUGAGCUCCCUGGGCAUGCCACCAUUGCCCACGCCCAGUAGCAGCAGCCAAAGCUCCUCAAGUGCGAGCAGUAAACGAGCCGCCGCUGCUGCAGCUGCUGCCAACGAAGCCUCCAAUGCGGCCGCCCAAGCCGAAAAACUGGCCGCCAAAGAGCAGCAGAAAUGGAUUGAGAGUUUCGCGCGUAGCGCUCUGCCCACAGAUCUGGCCGCACUGCAGGCCUUCUCGCAAGGAAAGCUGCCAUCCACAUCCUCGGCUGGCGUGGUCUCCAACACGGGCAAUUCCUCCUCCGUAUCCUCGUCCAGUAAGAGCUCGAAGGCGGCCUCCUCAGCAGCUGCAGCUGCUGCAGCGGCAGCCCAAUUGGCACAACUGCCUCAAAUACCAGGAAUGUCCAGCGAUUUCUCGCAGGCGCUCCUCGCCGAAAUGGCUGCGCAAGCGAUGGCCGCAGCCGGCGGAUCGUUACCAUUGACCGGACCCGGCUCAUUGGCCAGUUUGGCUGGUUUGACAGGCGGUUCUUCUAGUGGUGCUGCCAACUCCUCGUCCAGCAGCAAUAGCUCCGCCUCGAAACGACAACGGGAACAGGAUGCUUUUAAGCAACAAAUGGACUACUACACCAAGACAUUGGGCCUGGGUUCGGGCAUAUCGCUUAUACCGACUUCGUCAGCUAGUACCUCCAGCGCCAGUGCCGCAGCCGCUUAUGCAGCCGCUCUAGAUGCAGAGCAACAGCAGCAGCAACAACAACAACAGCAGCAGCAGCACAAAUCGAAGCGUUCACGUACCGAAUCCCUGCAUCCAACCAAGGAUGAGCUCACAGCCGCAGCUCUUGCUGCUGGCUUACCCCUUAACCUGGGCGCCAGUAUGUCCAGCAUAGAGAAAAGCUUACGCAGUGGCAGCAUUGGCGGCGGAAGCUCUGGCAGUGCCAAUGUUGGAGGAUCAGGCAAUAGUUCCUCUUCCGCUGCUGCUGCAGCAGCGGCUGCAGCUCUCUCCAACGAACAGCAGGACAAGGUCACGCUGACUCCACUGAAUGCUUCAGCUGCUGCCGGUAUUGCGGCCAACUUACCCUCUCAGACGACCAUAACGAUUGCGCCACCCAUAAGCUCUGGUGCCAGCACCAGCAGCGAACGCUCCGAGCGCAGUGAAUCGCGCAUAUCGCUGACCAUUACCAAUGCAGCCGAUGCGGCCAAGUUGCCGCCACCGUAUGAGGAAGCAGAUGAACUGAUCAUACAGCCAAUACUCAAGAAGCCAACAGCGCCCGGCAGCAGUCAUGGUGGAAGCGUCGAGGAUCUGGAGACAAGCGGAGGUGGAGGCGGCGGAGCCAGCGGCAAUGGAAACGCUUCGGGCUCAGCAACUCCAGCCAACCUCAGUGGCUCAUCAACGUCCAGCUCUGCAGCAGCAGCCGCUGCUGCCGAAGAGAAUCGACGUUCUUCCAAUCGCCUCAAACGUCCGCGUUCCGGAGCCGCUGAACACAGUGCGGCUGUCGAGCAGCCGCCUGAGAAGCGACGCGAAUUACGCUCCACGCGCCACACACGACAGUCUGCCGAUGCAGCCACCUUGAAUUUGUCGGCAGGCAGUGAAUCGGAGGAGCGGAAUGAAUGAGUAAUGCGACGCUCAACGCGAACGCGUUAACAACUAAUGGCCCCUCAGCCUACGGCCAAGAGUCAAGGGGCAACGAAACUGAUGAGCAAAUCCAGCAGCAGACAGAACAAGUGCAACAACCGCAACAAUGGCAACAAAAGCAACAAUAACAACAAAAGCAACAAAAGCGACAGCAAGAAAAAUCAACGCAGAACCAGAGGACGACGCAAGUAGCACACACCAGUUUGAGGGAAGCCGUGAAAAUUUGAAUUCUAGCAUAUACGCGAGAAUUAGAUUACUAAGCUUAAAGUUGUGUAAAGUUUAAGUAUAUACAUGCAUAUAUGCAUAUAUAUGUAUAUUUAGUUGGUAGAGAAGCGUAGCUGUUUGUGAAAGAAGGAGAGCAAUGCUAACGUCUGCUGAAGGCGCAAGCGCAACGCACUGCUGCACAAAGCGUUGCGUUUGCGCCUCCAACACGCAUUAGCUUUGCUGGCUAGGCAGAGCAGGCCAAGGAACGUUUCCAUUGCUCGACUGCUGCUAAACGGGUAAUUGGGACGGGACUAUAAACGCCUAGGUCUGUAUAAGUAGAGGGUCUAGCUCACAAUUGAGCGCGUUGUCUGCAUUGCUGCGCAGGCAUCGCAUCGCCUCUGAGAGCCAGAAUGGUAGGGAAAGGUGGCAUGAUCUUUCACAGCAGCACAAAUCAUAUUGAUAAUGACGAUGAUGGGCUGCAGUAGAGAGCAACAUAAAUUUAUAUAUUUAAAAAUGCGCUUAUAAUUUAAUGCUAGCGAGUUGGAGGGUAUAGAGAGCAGAUGUUUGGCCAAAAGGCAAAGAAACAAAAUAUAUCGUUUAAAUUAUUGCAAAUUAUUUAAGAUAAGACAAAAUGAAGCCUAUGUUUAAGCAGAACCAACCCAACCAACAACAAACACACAUUGGUGAGCGAAGCGAAUCGUUUAAUACACAACACACACACACACACACCUAUAUAUAUAUUAUAGUGCAUAAACACAUAUAUAUGAUAAAUGUAGGCUAUAUGUAAUUCAGCUACACUACUCUCUUUACAACAACAAAAGGAAAUGACCCUGUACAUAAUUUAUAAUCCAUAUAACCCUUUUCCCCAUGUCCAAUCCUCACUUUUAUUCUAAGCUAUAUAAUGUUGCGUAUUCACGCAAUUUUUACUUUGUUUGCGUCACUGUCCUAAACAAAUAUUUUAUAUUGUCCACUCUGUGUCCUAUAAAUCGCUUUUAUAUACAUAUUUUUAUUUUUGUAAUUAGUGAAAAUUCGAGUAUUGUGUUUACCGUGUAUUUUUUAAAUUUCUAUUUAAAAAAUCAAGUUUUGUCCUUUUGAACAACCACAAGAACGAAAAACAAACAACAAAUUAAGGAAACAACAAAAAUACUGUAUGUUUAUUGAAAAAUAGAAUUUUUUAAUUAAAUAAAUUUAUAUUUAAUUCAAGAUCUGCAUGUUAUUGUGGCUGCUGCAUAUAUUUUUGUUCGCAGCUAAAUUUGAAAAAAAAUUUUAAUUAAACAAAUGGCUCCACAACAAAAUAAUUAUAUGGAAAAAACAAACAAACAUUUAAAUGCAAUCUAAUUUCUUUAUUGCAUACAUAAAGUUUAAGUAUAAGUCUUAAUUACAGCAUAAUUAUUAUUAACUGCAAAACAAACAAAACACAA